Molecule: messenger RNA, 1602 nt
Organism: Lodderomyces margitis
Lineage: Eukaryota; Fungi; Ascomycota; Pichiomycetes; Serinales; Debaryomycetaceae
Exons: 1
Coding region: 1-1602 (533 amino acids)
Biological process (GO): regulation of transcription by RNA polymerase II
Molecular function (GO): RNA polymerase II cis-regulatory region sequence-specific DNA binding; DNA-binding transcription factor activity, RNA polymerase II-specific
Source: RefSeq, a predicted model, not a curated record
AUGACAUUAGCUUCAAGAAGACGUGAGUUAAGAGCUGCGAUAAGGGAGAAUAUUAGACAGACAGAGAAUGCCGACGAAGAUGCUAUCAAUAAACAAAUUGACGAAGAGCUUAAUAAUCAGUUACAACAAGAUGCAAAUAAUCAUGGCGCAACUACCAAUCAUGCAGACGAUGCUACCAAAAUCAAAUUAGAAUAUGAUGAACACCAUCAACAUGAUGCAGGUGAUGAUGUUGAUGAUGGCGAUGAUAGUGGCAGAGAUGACGAUUUUGCCCCUGCCGCUGGCGAAGAAGACGAUGAAGAGGACGAGGAUGAGGAUGAAUAUUUUGAUAUUGGGGAUGAAGAGUAUGAUACAUCAGCUAAACGUGGUAGAAAAGGUAGCAACAGCACUAACAAGAGAGCUAAAACUGAAUCGGGACUCGAAACUAGUCCAGGUGGCGUACGUCCUCAAACAAGAACCAUUUUUAAAGACAUUGAUAAUCCCAAUUCGUUAAACUGUGAAGUUUGUAACCAAGAAUUUAGGAAUGUUAUUGAUAAGAGGAACCAUAGAAGAACGCAUACCCAACCUAAAAAGUUUGAAUGUGCUACCUGUGGUAAAAAAUUUAGCCAAAAGGCUAAUUUGACUAUUCAUGAAACUCAUGUGCACCAUGAUUUAGUCGUUGAUGAAGCUUUGAAAGAUGCUGCUGCUGCCGCCGCCGCCGCUGCCGCCGCUGCACAUGCAGAAAAUGCGCCAAAUACAUCUAACUCCGAGACUACAUCACCCAAUACUACUACCAAUUUGGACUUGCCAGAGGACACCAACGCUGAACAUAGACAUUUGUUGCAACAACAACAACAGCAACAUGACUUGGCGCAGCAGCAUGCUCGUCAACAACAAGAUCAUUUACAACAACAGUUGGCACAACACCACCUGCAACAACAGUUUGAAUCGCAUGUGGUUGAUGACAAUGUCAAUGUGUUUGCUGGUGGCACUAAUGAUCCAACAAAACAACCACCCCAUGUUGAUUUAAAAGACGUUCGAGUCCACCACUGUAAUGCCUUCAAAUGUGGCAAGGGAUUCAUUUCUUACGAAAAGUUAAUGGAGCACAUUGAUACCGAGCAUAAUGGUAGAGCUGGUGUAUCACCUCAUCAUCAGCAUCACGAGCAACAGAGCGGUGGUGCUCCUAUCUUUGACCCUAAUGAUCCUAAUGGAGCAGCACAAGCAGCCGUUUUAGCUGCAGCCACUGCCAAUGCUCACGCACAUGGACAAGUACAUCCUCAACACCAGCCAACAACUAGUACUACCAUUCCUCGCCAGAGAAGAAAACGUGACCCUGCAUUACAGCAAGCCAAAACUCACCAUUGUACUUAUGAAGGCUGUAACAAGGCAUUUGCCAAAGUUUCUGAUUUGACGAGACAUAUUAGGAUCCAUACUGGCGAGCGUCCUUAUGUGUGUCAACAUUGUGGGGCUUCUUUCAACCAGAGGUAUAGAUUGACUACUCAUGUCAGAAUUCAUACUGGAGAAAAACCAUUUAGUUGUAAAUAUUGUGGCAAGACAUUCGCAAGAGGAGAUGCAGUACAAUCACAUAUUUUCUCGAUACAUAGAGCCAAAGGUGAAGCUUUUUGA